Nematolebias whitei (Rio pearlfish) is the source of this 2797-nucleotide messenger RNA. It is a transcript of the gene pomt1, whose product is annotated as protein-O-mannosyltransferase 1. Gene Ontology annotation, cellular component: endoplasmic reticulum; membrane. Gene Ontology annotation, molecular function: dolichyl-phosphate-mannose-protein mannosyltransferase activity. The transcript has 19 exons. Bases 104 to 2098 code for a protein of 664 amino acids. The record is from RefSeq and is a predicted model, not a curated record. Gene Ontology annotation, biological process: protein O-linked glycosylation via mannose. NCBI's taxonomy places the organism in Eukaryota, Metazoa, Chordata, Actinopteri, Cyprinodontiformes, Rivulidae.
UCUGGUCUCUCUGCUGGCCUUCUGGACCAGGCUGAGCCUCCUGAACUACCCAAAUGCAGUGGUGUUCGAUGAGGUGUACUACGGACAGUUCGUGUCUCUCUACAUGAAGAGGGUCUUCUUCAUCGAUGACAGCGGACCUCCACUUGGUCACAUGAUCCUGGCCCUUGGAGCAUACUGGGGGGGCUUCGAUGGGAAUUUUGUGUGGAACCGAAUUGGAGCAGAGUACCCCGGCGGUGUGAGCGUGUGGAGUCUGCGGCUGCUGCCGGCGCUCUGUGGAGCUCUCUGUGUUCCUCUGGUUUACCUGCUGACACUGGAGCUGAAGUUUUCCCACCUGUCGGCUCUGGGAGCUGCACUGUUGCUGCUGCUGGAGAACGCUCUGAUCGUCCAAUCACGUUUCAUGUUACUGGAGUCGGUUCUCAUCUUCUUCGUGCUGCUGGCCUUGUUCUCGUACCUGCGCUUCUACAACGCCCCCAACAGUUCCUGGUCCAGGUAUGGUUGGCUCCUCCUCUCUGGCGUUUCCUGUGCGGCGGCUGUCGGGGUGAAGUACAUGGCUGUGUUCUCCUACCUGCUGCUGGUGGGCGUGGCCUCUGUGCACACCUGGAACCUGAUUGGAGACCGAGCUCUGAGUGUGUGUGUUCAGUGUGUGUGCAGAGUUGUGUGUCUGGUGCUGGUUCCAGUUCUGCUCUACGUCUUCUGGUUCUACAUUCACCUGAGUCUCCUGAACCGCAGCGGACCACAUGACCAGCUGAUGAGCUCCGCCUUCCAAGCCAGUCUGCAGGGGGGUCUCUCCAGGAUCACUCAGGGUCAACCUCUGGAAGUUGCUUACGGCAGUCAGGUGACUUUAAGAAGCUCCGCCUCCCAGCCGGUCUCCUGCUGGCUUCACUCUCACAAAGCCAACUACCCAAUCAGGUAUGAAAAUGGGCGGGGCAGCUCGCACCAGCAACAGGUCACCUGUUAUCCCUUCAAAGACGUCAACAACUGGUGGAUCGUCAAACAUCCGGGCAGACAGGAUCUGGUGGUCGACACUCCCCCCCGACCUGUCCGUCAUGGUGAUGUCAUCCAGCUGGUUCACGGGAUGACCUCGCGCUUCCUCAACAGUCACGACGUGGCAGCACCCAUGAGUCCUCACGCUCAGGAAGUGUCCGGAUACGUGGACUUCAACGUCUCCAUGCUGGCCCAGAACCUGUGGAGGGUGGACAUCCCAAACAGGGAGGCGGAGUCAGAGGUGUGGAAGACGAUCCUGUCUGAAAUUCGACUGGUUCAUGUCAACACGUCAGCUGUUCUGAAGCUGAGCGGUGCGUCUCUUCCAGACUGGGGUUUCCAUCAGCUGGAGGUCGUAGCAGAAAAACACUUGAAGUCUCACAGCAGCAGUUUGGGCUGGACCGUGGAGGAGCACCGAUAUGGAACCAGUCAGGAGCAGAAGGAGCGGGAGGCGGAGCUUCAUUCUCCAACUCUAAUUGACGUCGACAGGAAAAUGUCCUUCUGGGCAAAGUUUGUGGAGCUGCAGCGAAAGAUGCUGACGAUGAAGCAGGAAGUGUCUGAGCACAAAUACAGCUCCGCCCCCUUUGAGUGGAUCACCAUGGAAACUAACAUCGCUUACUGGCUGCACGCUGCCACCAACGCUCAGAUCCACCUGAUUGGUAACCCUUUGUCGUGGGGCGCAGCCCACCUCAGCCUGCUGGCCUAUCAGCUGCUGGCAGCUGUGUACCUGCUGAGGAGGAGGCGGGGCUUCAAAGACCUUCCUGAUGGUGUGUGGCAGCAGUUUGUGCUUCUGGGCUGCGUGUGUGUCGGCGGCUGGUCGGUGAACUUCGUUCCCUUCCUGCUGAUGGACAGAACUCUCUUCCUGUAUCACUACCUGCCUGCACUGUGUCACCUGUACCUGCUGAGCCCUGCUCUGCUGGAGCACAUGUACACACACCUGCUCAGGGGGACACACCGACGUGCGCUCUCUGUGUGCACUUCAGCUGUUCUGUUGUCCAUCUUCCUGUCCUAUUGGACGUUCUGCCCUUUGACCUACGGCACCCCGGAGCUGACAGCCAAUCAGCUGCAGGCGCUGAAGUGGAGAAAUGGCUGGGACAUCCUGUAUCGCCGCCGCUAGAGACAGAGAGGUGUCGAGAGACACUGGAAGAUGCUGAUGAACGCCAUGGGACACGGUGACAGUUAGCUGUUGAGAGACACUUAGAGACGGUGGAAGACGCUGAAAGACACUGAGACAUGCUGAGACACCAGGAGACACUGGGACGUCCUGUACCUUCAAUGCUAGAGACGCAGCGGCUCACAGGGACAAAGUGAAACACGGAGACACCAGGAGACACCGGGACAUCCUGUACCAGCCCUGCAGGAGAGACGGAGACAAACAGAAGUGGUCUCAGGUUGUGAGCACGCUGCUCAGUCUGGAGGCAGCUGUGGCUCAGCAGCUGCUGAAUGAGCUGAAGUCUCUUCUUCCUCCUCAGACCCCCAGAGCUUUUCUCAGGCAGACACACAAGAACGAGACACUUCCUGUUUGUCCUACGGGCCUCCCCGGGACGAGGCCUGACCCACUUCCUGUGAAGGCCUCAGACGUCCUCUUGAGGAGAAAGUUCACUUGUUUAGUCAAUCGCUUCAGAAAGUGAAACUCACAAAUUACAAAGAUUCAUUCAACUCAGAGAAAUAUCACAUGUUCAGUUUUAGUUUUUUACCAUCUGUAAGUUAUCUCAUCAAAAUGAGCAAAGCUUGAAAUGUUCCACUCUGUGAUUCUUUUUCAUUCAACUUUUAUUUCUGCAGGUUAGACACAGAUGAGGUACAGACAACAAUUAAC